This is a messenger RNA of Pogoniulus pusillus (Red-fronted tinkerbird), 582 nucleotides long. RefSeq names its product myosin light chain 3 (gene MYL3). Gene Ontology annotation, molecular function: calcium ion binding. The record is from RefSeq and is a predicted model, not a curated record. Gene Ontology annotation, cellular component: myosin II complex. The coding region runs from base 1 to 582 and encodes 193 amino acids. The transcript is spliced from 6 exons. NCBI's taxonomy places the organism in Eukaryota, Metazoa, Chordata, Aves, Piciformes, Lybiidae.
AUGGCCCCAAAGAAGCCUGAACCCAAGAAGGCUGAACCCAAGAAGGAAGAACCCAAACCAGCACCUAAACCAGCAGAGCCAGAGCCCAAAAAAGAAGUUGAAUUUAAUCCAGCUUCUGUCAAAGUUGAAUUCACUCCUGAUCAGAUUGAAGAAUUUAAGGAAGCAUUCUCCCUCUUCGACAGGACUCCUAAAUCCGAGAUGAAAAUCACAUAUGCACAAUGUGGGGAUGUCUUGAGAGCUCUGGGACAAAACCCAACCCAGGCUGAGGUCAUGAAGCUGCUCGGCAGACCCAAACCAGAAGAAAUGACCUCCAAGAUGAUUGACUUUGAGACUUUCCUGCCCAUGCUCCAGCAUAUUGCCAAGACAAAAGACACAGGCACCUAUGAGGACUUUGUGGAGGGUCUACGAGUGUUUGACAAGGAGGGAAACGGAACAGUGAUGGGGGCUGAGCUGCGCCACGUAUUGGCUACGCUGGGUGAGAGGUUGACUGAAGAGGAGGUUGAUAAGCUGAUGGCUGGUCAGGAAGAUGCCAAUGGCUGUAUCAACUACGAAGCUUUUGUGAAGCACAUCAUGGCUAACUGA